UUUGAGCGGGAUUGUGACAUAAGAUUGCCCUGGUGACAUGGAGCAGAUCUGGACCCAAGCCUAAUAAAGGUGGCAUAAAUAAAGGUGUCAUAAAGACAGGGCGGGGUGCACGCUUAUAAGGGGCACGAGCAUCUUGGGGUUGCCAGAAUGACUCCCGCUCAGUGCGCAGCACCUGCGUGUGUCAUGUCCCGACCGCGUUUCUGGGGCCCAUGGCCUCUCCUCACGUGGCAACUAUUGUGUCUACUAGUCAAGGAGGCUCAGCCUCUGGAGUGGGUCAAAGACCCGCUCCAGCUGACCUCUAACCCCCUGGGGCCGCCUGAGCCCCGGUCUUCCCGCUCCGCCCAUCUCCCAUGGGAAUCUCCCCAUGCGCCCACUCCCCCGGCAGACCCGGGGGACUUUGAUUACCUGGGGCCCUCUGCUUCCUCGCAGAUGUCAGCCCUGCCCCAGGAAUCGACUGAAAAUUUGGUUCCAUUCCUGGACCCAGAUUCGGCUGAAGAGCUCCCCCUGGGGCCAGAGCAGUUCUCCGCUGCACACCAGGAUUUAAAUGAGAAGUUGACUCCGCAAGAAAGGCUCCCAGAGGUGGUCCCACUGCUGGACGGGGAUGAGAACCAGACCCUAGUUCAGCUUCCUCGCCUCAAAAAACCUGAAGAAAGAUGUAGCUCAGCGUUGGAGCCUUGCUGAGAUUGAUGGAAUUCCACACCAAUUAUCCAAGUCUGGGCAUCAGAAACAGACUUUGCAGGAUGAAUAUUCGAGUAUGGAUACACUGUAUCCCAGCAGCCUGCCUCCAGAACUCAGGGUGAACUCAGAUGAGCCUCCAGGGCCCC
Molecule: messenger RNA, 824 nt
Organism: Rhinopithecus roxellana (golden snub-nosed monkey)
Lineage: Eukaryota; Metazoa; Chordata; Mammalia; Primates; Cercopithecidae
Product: leucine-rich repeat-containing protein 37B-like
Exons: 2
Coding region: 148-681 (177 amino acids)
Source: RefSeq, a predicted model, not a curated record